This is a messenger RNA of Camponotus floridanus (Florida carpenter ant), 1333 nucleotides long. RefSeq names its product laccase-1. Lineage: Eukaryota; Metazoa; Arthropoda; Insecta; Hymenoptera; Formicidae. Gene Ontology annotation, biological process: iron ion transport. The record is from RefSeq and is a predicted model, not a curated record. Gene Ontology annotation, molecular function: oxidoreductase activity; copper ion binding. The transcript is spliced from 6 exons. Bases 60 to 1139 code for a protein of 359 amino acids. Gene Ontology annotation, cellular component: plasma membrane.
UAAAAAAGGAAGUACACAUUAAAACUGUGUUCAGAAAGCAUUGGUAUUGUGACAUAAACAUGCGAUUUUUUUGGUUUUAUUCUAUUAUGUCACUAUCUACACCAGUAAUUAUAUUGAUAUUUUUGAUAAAUAUUAAUAUUCAGUUUUGUGAAGCAUCCUCUUUCUGGAGUUCGUCACAGAAAUCUAUGCAAAUAUCAACUCCAGAAGAAUGUGCACGUGAAUGCAAAGACGGAGAACAACCAAAAACUUGUUAUUAUCACUUUGUUCUUGAAUAUUAUACUUCGAAUAAUCGUGCAUGUGACUUUUGUGAACAACCACUAAAUAAUUCAGGAAUUACUUCAUUAUGCGAAUGUGUUAAAGGUGAUGGAAUUGAAAAAACAAUAUUUUCCAUUAAUCGUAUGAUUCCAAGUCCAAGUAUCCAGGUUUGCAAAAAUGAUUAUAUUAUCAUUGACGUACAAAACGAUGCUGAAGGUCUUGAAGCGAGUAUACAUUGGCAUGGAAUAUUUCAAAAUGGGUAUCAAUAUUUUGAUGGUGUACCAUUUGUAACGCAAUGUCCAAUUUUGUCAUCUAAUACCUUCAGAUAUCAAUUUAGGGUAAAAAAUUCAGGUACACAUUUCUAUCAUUCACAUAUAUCGGUGCAUAUGAUAGAUGGACAGUACGGAUCUCUUAUCGUACGCGAUCCGCCACAAUUAAAUCCUCAUUACGGAUCAUAUGAUGAGGAUCGUCUGGAACAUGUGAUUAUUAUCAGCGACUGGAUGCAUGAAUUAUCGUUAGAACGUCUUCCUGGUCGUUAUAGAACUAAUUCUGGCCAAACUCCGGACAAUUUUUUAAUCAAUGGCAGGGGAAAUUGGACGGAUCCUUCAUCUGGAACAAGCACAAAUGUUUUACUUCCGAUGUUUAUGAUUGAAAAAGGCAAAAAAUGUAGAUUUCGCAUGAUUAAUGCAUGCAGUACAGUUUGUUUGAUUGAAGUAAAAAUUGAAAAUCAUCCUAUGCAAAUAAUAGCUACAGAUGGUGAAAAUGUGAAGCCACGAGAUGCAGAUGCAAUUACUAUGGCUACAGGUAAUAUUUAUUUGACAUAUGUGUAUAUAAUGUGUAUAUACAGAGUGUUUCCGGUAUCUCGUAACAAAAUAAAACCAUAACCGCGCACCAUCAUCAUGUUCGAAGAGUCCGUCCACCGCUCCCUUCUUACCGCUUCGCCGCGCGCUGCUAUUAUAUUACAGUGAGAUCACUUUCGCCGCCGCGCGCUUCUAGCCACGCGCAUUGGCCGAUCUUUUUUAAUUAAUAUCUCGAAUUUUACGUGGUUUUUGCAAAAUGAUAUAAGACUUUUUAAUUU